Messenger RNA from Parasteatoda tepidariorum (common house spider), 743 nucleotides. RefSeq lists its product as uncharacterized. Lineage: Eukaryota; Metazoa; Arthropoda; Arachnida; Araneae; Theridiidae. The record is from RefSeq and is a predicted model, not a curated record.
AAUCUUUAUCACAAAUAUGAAUUGUCCGCGAUAUUUUCAAUCAGUGUUAGUUUAAAUCUGUCAUUAUCAUGGAAUAUGGAGAGCAGUAAAUGAUAUACAGUACUUCGUUAAACACGAAGUAAUUUCCAUCAUUCGUGAAGUUUAUGUGUGAAAACAUGUAGGAAAUUUUUAUUCCAAAUACCCAAGAAAGAAAGAAUUUCAACACUUUUGGAGUUAUCGUGCAAUAUUUGAAUCACUGUAAAGAUGAUGACGACAGACGAUUCAGACAGAAGUCUGCAGUGGAUGAGAUUCAUACCAUUGGUUGCAUCCUUUUUCUUCUCUCUCUUCGGAAUUUUUUAUUCUGCUUGGAAACAGAAUUUCGCAGCUACAUAUACAUCUCUAUAUUUAGAAAUAAUCUGCGUCCUUUUGCUGCGUUUACAUGUUCUGUAUAUGAAGAAUCAAUUGCAGCAAAAAGCUGGUCGUUUAACUGUUAAAAUCAUAAAAAUUUUAGGAAUUGUUGGAGCCUUUGCAUUACUUGUCGUUGGAGGAGUAUUAAUUUAUUUUGCUAUAUCACAAAAACAAGAUUUUCACUGGGAAAAUAAAGGAUGGUAUGUCGCUGCGAUUCCAGCGUUUCUAGGAUCUUUUUGGUCUUUGAUUUUAUUUUUCGAUUGCAAUAAAUUUGAGACAAUUUACGAACAGAGAUAUGUGAAUUUGAACUGAAGUGUAAAGUUUUAUAAAUAAACAAACUUCCCUUUUUGGAAUAA